Salarias fasciatus (jewelled blenny) is the source of this 1331-nucleotide messenger RNA. RefSeq names its product grancalcin-like. The record is from RefSeq and is a predicted model, not a curated record. The transcript is spliced from 8 exons. Gene Ontology annotation, molecular function: calcium ion binding. The coding region runs from base 135 to 704 and encodes 189 amino acids. NCBI's taxonomy places the organism in Eukaryota, Metazoa, Chordata, Actinopteri, Blenniiformes, Blenniidae.
UCCUUCCUGCAUCGCGGACGUGAAACAGCGGCUGUAAAAGUUUAUCAGCUGGAGUGAAAGUGGAGUUUUAAUCGCGGCUCGGUCACACCUCCAGGACAUUAUUCGGCCUCCCCAUCUUCUCCCCGCAUCACCUCAUGGCUUAUCCGGGAUAUGGAGCCCCUGCAGCCUUCUGUCCUCCGAUGUUUACGCCCCCCGCAGCCAGUGACCCCAUGUGGGGAUUUUUCACAGCGGUCGCCGGCCAGGAUGGAGAGGUGGAUGCUGAGGAGCUCCAGACCUGUCUGACUCAGUCUGGCUUCAGUGGCAGCUACACUCCUUUCAGCUUGGACACGUGCAGGAUCAUGAUCUCCAUGCUGGACAAAGACUACUCGGGGAAGAUGGGCUUCGGUGAGUUCAAGGAGCUGUUCACCGCCCUGAACGGCUGGAAGCAGAACUUCAUGGCCUUUGACCGGGACCGCAGCGGCACUGUGGAGCGGCAUGAGAUGAUCCAGGCCAUCAGCGCCAUGGGAUACCAGGUCAGUCCUCGGGUCCUGGACGUCAUGGUGAAACGCUACAGCAGAAGAGGGAGGAUCUACUUCGACGACUACGUGGCGUGCUGCGUCAAACUGCGAGCGCUCACAGACAACUUCAGACGCAGGGACAUGAUGCAGCAGGGACGCGUCACCUUCCUGUACGAUGAUUUCAUUCUGUGCACGAUGGCCGUCUGAGAGCUGCCUCCGGUGGACACACUGCAGUCCUGAGCCCCUCUGAGGACACUUCUUCCACACCUUUUCCUGUUGUGCCAUCGUCAGCCUUGAAGGGAAGACAAACUCGUGGCUGUGUUGAAGUCUGAUCUCCUCCUGGACUUCAUGAGAUGUUUGUGCAGGAUCAGACCGAAGCUUCGUCUUCUUCCAAACCAGUGCCGGUGCCUCCACAGCCCCGUGGUUAAAGGGAACACAUGUUUUAUAAAAUGCAUUUAAAUACAUUUUUAGAAUUUUUUUUGGGGGGCUUUUAGGAUUUCUUUGGAUUUUCUCUGCUGCGGCAUUUCUCUUGAGAUCAGGUCUUCAGAACAAACUUCCUAAAAAAAAAAAAAAAAGGUCAAUUGUACUCUAUUAAAUAUGCCUUUACACAUUUCUUUCAUGUCAAAUUUCACAUUCUUUCCUGUUAUUUCUUCCUUUUUUAAAGUUAGUCUCUACUCAAACUUUGAAUGUUGUUGAGCUUAGAGCUUCUGUUACCAUGGCAACUUAAGUGCAAACAGUACAAGCUAACAUAAAUGUGGCCUGAAACUCGACUCAGGAGUCAUUUGCUGCAUAUGUUUAACCACAUGUGUUAUAAUAAACUAUUUUUUAAGGUGU